AUUACAAGAAUUUCAUAUCAAUGUCUAAAAACACAAGUAUCUUCUAUCCAAACUAGUGAAUGAAGACUUCACCCAUGAUAUUCCUAUUUUCAACCAUUCAGUCCAUAAAGCUUCUUGCAAUAUGUCUUUGUGCAUUUCUAAUGGCCUCUUCUACACAUGUUUCUUCUUCUUCAACCAUUAAUGUAAAAAGUAGAGAAGCAAGUUCUUUGUUGAAAUGGAAAAGCAACCUUGAAAUAGAAAGCCAAGCUUUGUUAUCUUCAUGGAAUGGCAACAAUUCAUGCAACUGGAUGGGAAUUACAUGUGAUGAAGAUAACAUAUUUGUCACCAAUGUAAAUCUCACAAAAAUGGGAUUAAAAGGUACACUUGAAACUCUCAACUUCUCAUCAUUUCCAAACAUACUCACUCUUAAUCUUAGUGGCAACUUCUUGAAUGGAAGUAUUCCUCCCGAUAUCGAUGCUUUGUCGAAACUAUCCCAUCUUGAUCUUAGUAACAAUGAUCUCACAGGGCAUAUCCCGUUUUCGAUAGGAAAUUUGACUAACUUGAUGUAUCUAAAUUUAGCAAAGAACCAUAUUUCUGGCCACAUCCCUAAGGAGAUUGGGAAGUCAAUGAACCUAAAAUUUUUAAUUCUUUCUCUUAACAACUUAUCUGGCCAUAUUCCUGUGGAAAUUGGGAAAUUGAUCAAGAUGAACUAUUUAAGGCUUAGUGAUAAUAGUCUUUCUGGUUUCAUUCCACAUGAAAUUGGAAUGAUGAGAAAUUUGGUUGAAAUUAAUUUGUCCAAUAACUCUUUAUCAGGCAAACUCCCACCAACAAUAGGAAAUUUGAGCAAUUUACAAAAUCUUUUCAUAUUUUCAAACCAUCUUUCUGGGGAACUUCCAAUAGAAAUCAAUAAGCUUUCCAAUUUGGUAACAUUUCUAAUAUUUUAUAACAAUUUCAUUGGUCAACUCCCUCACAAUAUUUGCACUGGUGGAAACUUGAAAUACUUCGCUGUUUUGGAUAACCAUUUCACUGGUCCUGUUCCGAUGAGUUUGAAGAAUUGCUCAAGCAUUGUAAGAAUUAGGCUUGAACAAAACCAACUUUCUGGAAAUAUAACAGAUUUCUUUGGUGUGUAUCCGAAUUUGGAUUACAUGCAUUUGAGUCAAAAUAAUUUUUAUGGCCAGAUUUCACCGAACUGGGGGAAAUGUCGUAGCCUGACAUUCCUCAAUGUCUCCAAUAAUAACAUAUCUGGCGGUAUACCACCAGAACUAGGCGAGGCAACCAUUUUAUAUGCGCUCGACUUAUCUUCAAAUUAUCUCACAGGAAAAAUUCCAAAGGAGUUAGGUAACUUGACUUCAUUGUCUAAACUCUUGAUACACAACAACCGUCUUUCAGGAAACGUUCCUGUACAAAUAACAUCACUAAAGAAACUUGAGACCUUAAAUCUUGCCGUAAAUUAUCUAAGUGGCUUCAUCACAAGAGAACUAGGAUAUUUUCCUAGAUUAUUGAACAUGAAUUUGAGCCAUAACAAAUUUAAAGGAAAUAUUCCUGUUGAGUUUGGCCAAUUUAAAGUCCUUCAAAGUCUUGAUCUUAGUGGGAAUUUUCUCAACGGAACAAUACCGUCAACGCUUGCUCAACUGAUAUACUUAGAAUCAUUGAAUAUAUCACAUAAUAACCUUUCUGGAUUUAUUCCCUCGAACUUUGAUCAUAUGCUGAGUUUGUUAUCGGUUGACAUAUCGUUUAACCAAUUAGAGGGUCCGGUUCCAAACAUUCCAGCUUUCAAUAAAGCAACCAUUGAAGUUUUGAGAAAUAAUACAAGACUGUGUGGUAAUGUUUCUGGAUUGGAGCCUUGCUCAAAAGCAAGCGGUACUAGAUCUCAUAAUCAUAAGAAAGUCUUAUUGAUUGUUUUACCACUUGCAAUUGGAACUCUAAUACUAGUAUUAGUUUGUUUCAAAUUCUUGCAUCUCUGCAAAAAUUCAACCACGAUACAAUACCUGGCUCGAAGGAACACAUUUGAUACUCAAAAUCUAUUUACCAUAUGGAGUUUUGAUGGAAAAAUGGUGUAUGAGAGUAUUAUUGAAGCCACAGAAGAUUUUGAUGAUAAACAUCUCAUCGGAGUAGGAGGGCAGGGAAGUGUUUACAAAGCCGUGUUGGACACAGGUCAAGUAGUGGCUGUGAAAAAACUCCAUUCAGUAAUAGAUGAAGAAGAUUCCAGCCUAAAAUCUUUCACAAGUGAGAUCCAAGCUUUGAUAGAAAUUCGACAUCGUAACAUUGUGAAGCUGUAUGGAUUUUGUUUGCAUUCACGAUUCUCAUUUUUGGUUUACGAUUUCAUGGGAAAAGGAAGUGUAGAUAACAUUUUGAAAGAUGAUGAUCAAGCAAUUGCAUUUGAUUGGAAUAAGCGGGUGAAUGUCAUUAAAGAUGUAGCUAAUGCUCUAUGUUAUAUGCAUCAUCAUUGCUCACCUCCGAUUGUUCAUCGAGAUAUAUCAAGCAAGAAUAUACUUCUAGACUUGGAAUAUGUAGCUCAUGUCUCUGACUUUGGAAUAGCUAAACUUCUAAAUCCUGAUUCAACCAAUUGGACCUCAUUUGCAGGAACCAUUGGAUAUGCUGCUCCAGAAUAUGCUUACACAAUGAAAGUGAAUGAGAAGUGUGAUGUAUAUAGUUUCGGAGUGUUGGCAUUGGAAAUACUCUUUGGAAGACACCCAGGAGGUUUUGUAUACUAUAAUACCUCACCAUCACCUUUGUGGAAAAUCGCAGGCUACAAACUCGAUGACAUGUCAUUGAUGGACAAGUUGGAUAAACGUCUCCCUCGUCCGUUGAAUCAUUUUAUUAACGAGUUAGUAUCAAUUGCAAGGAUAGCAAUUGCCUGCUUGACUGAAAGUUCACCAUCUCGCCCUACCAUGGAGCAGGUCACCAACGAACUUGCAAUGUCAUAUUUGUCUACAAUGGAUGAGUUUCAUAUUGUCAAAGAGAAUCACACACAAAUAGAUUAAAGAAUAAACUUACUAAACAUGCUUGAGUUCUACAUGUUCUUUCUUGUUUAAAAAUAUUGAAAACCAUUUUAAAUUCUUUUGUAUGCAAUGCUAUUUUAUUGUAAUUGUUUCUUAAUGUCAGAUGUCAUGUCAUUUUAAUUAUAUAUUGAUAAUAUUGUAUAGUCUCAAGAUGAGUUAAGUGUUAUUAAAACCCCCCAAGGUUUGAAUAUUUCAAUCAAUUGGUGAAUUGUUAA
Molecule: messenger RNA, 3196 nt
Organism: Medicago truncatula (barrel medic)
Lineage: Eukaryota; Viridiplantae; Streptophyta; Magnoliopsida; Fabales; Fabaceae
Product: MDIS1-interacting receptor like kinase 2
Exons: 2
Coding region: 60-2963 (967 amino acids)
Biological process (GO): protein phosphorylation
Molecular function (GO): ATP binding; protein kinase activity; protein binding
Source: RefSeq, a predicted model, not a curated record